AAAAAUGCUGAGUAGGUCAGCGUGGUAAAAAUACUGAAACAGAGUGGAGCUAAAAGUCUGACUCUGCAAGGAUGAGAAGAUCAACAGCAGUGAUUUUUACCCUUUUGGUUUCAUUUAUCUGCAGAACAUUAGGAGAGACAUGUGCAGAAAAUUGUGGGAAAAAAUUGAACUCUUGCUCCUGCCACCCAACUUGUGGGUCUCUUGGGUCCUGCUGCUCUGACUACAAAGAGUCCUGUGUAAAUACCUCUCCGUACUCCGGGUCCAUACUGGGUGGAACAGACUUUGUUGUCCUUGAUGCGUAUUUCAACAAGAGCUCUGACAUUGUUUGUAGAUUUCAUAAUAAAACUAACACUGUAGGGUACGUGGAUGAAGAAGGUAGAGGCCAUUGUAUUUCCCCACUGUUAUACGAAACCGGCUGGAUUUCUUUGCAUAUCUCCUCAGAUAACGGCACUAGAUUCAACAGAGCUGGAUCCUGGCUUUCAGUUCACACGGGCAAGUUAGAUUCUCGAUUCAAAGCUAUUUUGGUGAACUCAACAAAGUGGCAGUACUAUGGAACCCCUAACGUUGGAGGCAAUCUUCAGAUGACGUGGAAUACCACUUUAGUCAAUGCAGAAAAGGUCAACAUAGAGCUCUGGGGAUACAGAGAGACAGGAGAGCCCUACUCAGAGUACUGGCAGGGUGAAUGGCUUUAUCUGUAUUCCCUUGCCAAGGAUCACCUCAACAACGGCUCCUUUAGCUUUUUUCCCAAAAUAGCGGAGGAUGGCUUUUCAAGUUGGGAGCUUGGUGCCCUUCGUGUCAGCUCAAGCAGCUACCCGAAUGGCAUGUGGAAUGUGCAAGCUGCAUGGAGUGAGGAUCAUGCUCUGGCCUGGCAUCUAGAGGAAAGCUUCAGGCAGAACUCAACAGGAUGGGCUCUGGAUAAGUGUUUAGACUGGGAUCAGCUGGAAAAUGAGCUACCUGACUUCCUCGCUGAGAUCAUUGACUGCCCAUGCACUCUGGCUCAAGCAAGAGCAGACACAGGGAGGUUUCAUACUGAUUAUGGCUGUGAUAUAGAGAAAGGGAGUGUGUGCACAUACCACCCAGGGAGUGUUCACUGUGUGAGGGCAAUACAAGCCAGUCCUAGAUAUGCAGCUGGACAGCAGUGUUGCUAUGAUAGCACUGGCGCUCAGAUCCUGACAGCAGACUCGAUUGGAGGUAGUACUCCAGACCGGGCUCAUGACUGGGGGUCACCUCCUUUUAAGAAACCCCCUCGGAUCCCUGGACUGUCCCACUGGAUUUAUGAUGUUCUCAGCUUCUACUACUGUUGCCUCUGGUCUGACAAUUGCCACUACUACUUCAAACGCCGGCCCUCCAGUGACUGCAGACGCUACCAGUCUCCCAGCUCAGCUGUGGUGUUCGGAGAUCCACACUUUAUUACAUUUGAUGGUGUCAGCUACUCGUUCAAUGGCAAAGGGGAAUAUACUCUGGUCAUAUCAGAGGAGAAACAGCUGAUAGUUCAAGGCAGAACAGAGCCUGUGAAGGAUUCAGGAACAACAAUAAAGGCAACAAAGUUGACGGCUGUAGCCAUGAGAGAAGGGUUGUCCGACAUUAUAGAGGUGCGGCUUGAUGGCAGAAAUGAUGGCCUUGAAGUAUUGCGUAAUCAGCAAACCAUGUCCUUUGCAGAGCAGACCUGGAUGGAUUUACAGGGCGUGUUUGUGUUUUCUCCCACCUCUACAAAUGUGACCAUAAUGUUUCCGUCUGGAGCCGGGGUGGAGGUGCGGCGUAGAGGGGAAACUAUGACCACCACUGUCCUCCUGCCAGAGGAAUUUAAAGACUCCACUCUUGGACUGUUGGGAAAGAUGAACGGUGACGCCAAAGACGACCUAGCCCUCACCAAUGGGCAGCUAGUUCAGAACCACAGCAACCCAGAGGAGCUGUUCAACUUUGGGGCUAGCUGGGCGGUACAGAACACCUCUGCUUUGUUUACAUAUGAUUCAGAAUAUCUUCUGAGCACAUAUUAUUUUGUACCAAGACAUGAUACGAGUUUUAUUCCAGUAUUUUCUGUCCCUGAGAAUCCGGAUGAUCCACUGAACAAUCAGGCAGCUGAUAUAUGCAUUGGAGAGGGAUCUCAGUUCUGUAGAUACGACAUUCUCGUUGGCCGUAGCCCGUUGAUGGGAAAUGCUACCAGAGUUUCUUUCCAGAGUCACGUUUCUCUGGUGGAUGAUCUAAAGCCUGUGAUAUCCUGUGGAUGGCUCCCACCACCUACUAGUGGGAAAAAGCAGGGUACCACCUACUUACAGGGAGCUAAGGUGCAAUUUUCUUGUGAUGAGGGCUAUACGCUUAGUGGAUCAGCAGAGCGCACAUGCCAGAGCAACGGCAAAUGGUCUGGAGAAGAUACGAGCUGCCUGAUUUCCAAUAACAUUGCUGGAAUAGUGGCCGGUUCAGUCAUUGGAACCCUGACACUGAUUGUAAUUAUAACAACUAUUUUUCUCCACUCCAGAAAACAGAAAAGGAAAACUACAGAUUCAGAAGAAGAUGGAAGAAGUAACAAAUCCUAAUUUCAGUCCUGGAUGCAAUAUUUUAUCUGCGCUGACAAAAUGUGCUGGUCUUAAAGAUAAAUACAUGCACACACAUAUAAAAACAAUGAUAAUUCUCAGAAGGUACAAACAAAAGUUCUGUAUUGAUAUUAUUCUUGUGAGCAGACCAAUACAAACAACGUACGCUUUGACUGUAGGCAUGUAUGUUUUUCUGAAAUGUACAAAUAAACACCAGAAGUUUUAAAGAAUGA
Molecule: messenger RNA, 2764 nt
Organism: Girardinichthys multiradiatus
Lineage: Eukaryota; Metazoa; Chordata; Actinopteri; Cyprinodontiformes; Goodeidae
Product: sushi domain-containing protein 2-like
Exons: 16
Coding region: 72-2534 (820 amino acids)
Source: RefSeq, a predicted model, not a curated record